This is a messenger RNA of Carya illinoinensis, 804 nucleotides long. Its product is annotated as serine/threonine-protein kinase RHS3-like. Gene Ontology annotation, cellular component: nucleus; plasma membrane; cytoplasm. The record is from RefSeq and is a predicted model, not a curated record. NCBI's taxonomy places the organism in Eukaryota, Viridiplantae, Streptophyta, Magnoliopsida, Fagales, Juglandaceae. The transcript is spliced from 6 exons. Gene Ontology annotation, biological process: protein phosphorylation. Gene Ontology annotation, molecular function: protein serine/threonine kinase activity; ATP binding. Bases 1 to 804 code for a protein of 267 amino acids.
AUGGAUGCUGGAAUUUGUGCUUGGUCUGAGAACAGAGGUUGUGAGGACGACGACGAAGCAGGGGAUGAGUCUGGAGAGGAUGAAGAGGGAAGUAAACUUUGUGAGAGUGCUGAUGAGAAUCUUGAAAAGGCUGUUGAGAACUCUUGGCUUGAUAGCAAGCUGAGCAAGAUCAUAGAAUUAGUUUUCAAAAGUCUUGAUUUUCCAACUGAUAAGAGUAAUCUUCAUUCCUUGAAUCAUUGGAAUUACCUUAGAUGUGGCCCUACAUUGGAAGACAAGCAUCUGACCAAUUUUAAGGUAAUUGAGAGGGUCAUUGCAAUUAAUCAUUUGAUUAUAGAGGCAGAUGCAACAAAGUUUGAGGCAAUUGAUUCAUGCAAGCACUGUUUUGUCUUUUUUAUUGUAUUAUUUUAUGCUUCUGAAGUGCUUCUUGUGCUUCUUGUGCUCGAGUAUCUACACAUGAUAGGAGUGGUGUACAGAGACUUAAAGCUUGAAAAUGUAUUGGUGAGGGAGGAUGGCCGCAUCAUGCUCUUUGAUUUUGAUGUGCCUCAUUGUCUCAAUUCCAAAACAACUAAGGUUCGGAGUGAAAAAAUGGUUAGUGCAGAUUCACUUCCUGUACUAAUUGCAGAACUAACAAACUCCCACUCUAUGUCAUUUGUUGGGACACACGGGUAUUUAGCUCCUGACAUAAUAAGAGGAUAUGGUCAUGGUAGUGUUGCUGAUUGGUGGACAUUUGGUAUUUUCCUGUACGAGUUGUUACAUGGGAAGACACCUUUUAAAGGCAAUGGAAAUCGAGAAACACAUUUGUGA